Messenger RNA from Entrophospora candida, 786 nucleotides. Lineage: Eukaryota; Fungi; Glomeromycota; Glomeromycetes; Entrophosporales; Entrophosporaceae. The record is from the annotation of a GenBank genome assembly.
AUGUCAAACGUAAUCCUUACUAUUGAUAAUCCAAAAUAUCCAUUGAUUGAUGAUCCUAAUCUGAGUAAGGUAGAUAGACAAUUUAAUAUUUACCAAUAUGUUUGGCAAAGUUAUUCCUCUUCUAUUGAUGAAUCGGCUUUGGAUGGUGCAAAAAUUCUUGAUGUUGGGUCUAUGGGAGAUCUAUGGGCAGCACAUAUAAAAAAAGAACAUCCUUCAGCCGAUUUCACGAUCCUUGACAUACCUGAUUUUCCCACUGAUCCCUCAACUGCAACAUUCGAGGAAGCUAAAGCUGUUCUAAAGGGAUUGCCAUAUAAUGAAAAUACUUUUGAUCUUGUUCAUCAAAGAUUUAGAGCCAACGCUUCAUUUACUGAACAACAAUUAAAAGAAAAAGUCAUAAACGAUUAUAUCAGGGUCCUUAAACCCGGUGGUUGGAUUGAAAUCACGGAUUUUGACCAAGAAAUUUUCAAUUCUGGAGAAGCUUAUAAAAAAAUUCAAAAAGCCACACAUGAUACUCUUAUCCAAGGAGGAUUCAAUCCUACCCCAAGUUCAUUUCUUACCAAAUUUAUUGAAUCACACAAGGAUUUGACCAAUUUCAAGUUCAUAGAACAUAAAUAUCCGGUUGGUAAAUGGGGCGGCGUUCUUGGUAAAGUGAUAAUUAAGCAAUGGGAGGUGAUUUACAAAGAUUAUGCUCCAGUUAUGAAGAGUACAUUGAAUUGCUCUGAUGAAGAAUAUUCUGAUUUGUUAACAAAAUUUGUCAAUGAAGUUGAAGAACAUAAAUCAUAUUGG